AUUUCAUCGACGAAAGGAUACAAAACGAUGAAGUCUCUAAUUAAUAUCGCAUUAAUUAUUGUCACAUGCAAAUUAUCCAUCUUGUAUGCUAGCACAACACUAUCACCAAGUCGUUCGUCUAAUCAAGAGUAUAAUGAAAUUUUAACAAACACUGACCGGUUUAUAUCCACAAUAGAACAUAAAUUAAAUCGUCUUGUCAAGACUGAAAUUAAUGCCAUUCGACAAGAAUUUAAGAGAUUAGAUCAAUCGGAGACAAUUGAUAAAGUCAUCAAGAAUUACGAAGUUCUUAAAAAUUCAAUUGACAGCAUUAAAGACGAAUGUCAAAUAUUUGACGUCGCCACAAAGAAUGGUUCGAAGAGUAAGAUAGACAAUUUACAACUCUCCGUUCUCGCAUUGAGACAGUCCACACAUCGAAUAGAAAAGGAACUGGCAAUUAUCAAAAAAUCAAAAAUAACAGACACUAAAGCUGACCAGCUUAGUCACCCUGUUAUGUUCUCAAGUAAUAAUCUACAUGAUCACGAAAAGGCAUGUACAUCGUCGGAUCAACAUACUGAGUCAGGAAUAAGAAAAAUUCGUCGAGAUUUCUUCGCAUAUUGUGAGAUGACACAAGAUGAUGGAAAUUGGAUAGUUGUACUUACUCGAUUUGAUGGAAGCAUUAAUUUCUUUAGAAAUUGGCAGGAAUACAAACAAGGUUUUGGGAACAUUGCUGGUGAAUAUUGGAUGGGGCUUGAUAAAAUUUACGAAUUAACUUCCUCAAAGCUACACGAAUUGAUGAUUGUUGUUGAAGAUUUUAAUGGAAUUAAAAAAACUGCAAAAUAUUCAGCUUUUGGAAUAUCAUCUGAAGCCAUGGGCUAUGCAUUGAAUCUUCUUGGUUCUUAUUCAGGAGAUGCUGGUGAUUGUUUAAGCUAUCAUGCGGGAAUGAAAUUUUCUACAAUCGAUGUCGAUAAUGACGAAUGGACUGACGGGUCAUGCAGUAAGUCUCAUUUUGGAGCUUGGUGGUAUAAUAAAUGUGAUCAGUCAAAUCUCAAUGGAUUAUAUUACAAUUACGGAAACAUUCCUGACCAGCAUACGGAUUUGCAAGGAAUGCAUUGGAAAUAUGAUAAGCAUACAGCAACAAUACUCAAAAGUGUUAAAAUGAUGAUUCGCCCCAUUCAACUAACGGAUUAGCUUUAAAAAUUUACAAAAAAAAAGAAAUAAAAUAAAAGUCAUACGUAAAGUGCAGCACUUACGGUGGUCAUUUUGAGAGUAUUAAUAACAUUUUCUUAUGUUUUCAUCAUUAUACAAAUCUCUUGUAGCUCUCAAUUUAUGCUUUUUUUUUUUGUUGCAUUAAACCACUAACACAUUUCAAACAGA
Molecule: messenger RNA, 1353 nt
Organism: Chironomus riparius
Lineage: Eukaryota; Metazoa; Arthropoda; Insecta; Diptera; Chironomidae
Source: the annotation of a GenBank genome assembly